ACAGUCAUUUUUCACAAUCCAGAUAUCAGCAAUGUAAAGCUUAUCUCGUCUGCGCAAACACAAUGUCGCCGUAUCAACAUCUCUUCUCCACUAAUGCCGUCCUGGGUGUUUGGCGCAACCUCCGUAACACCAAAGACAACAACGAUCUCUUGCUCACCUUGCAGUACCACCAAGACGAUCUCCAGAGGCAAAGGGGAAAGAAAUAUACCAAGGGGGGUGUUUCAGAAAGUACACAAGAGGUUGCAGAUGGAAAGACAGUGGAUGUGGGUGGAAAGAGCAUAGGCUUCGUAGUACCAUGGCGGGCAAUGCAGAACCAAAGACGGGAGCUGAAGGAGAAGGAGAAAGAGCUUGCUGAAGCGCUUAUUCGCCACCUCGCAGCCGGCCUCUCACGUCAAAUGUCCAAAAUAGAAUUUCAGAUGAUUGACAAUGCCCCAUUCGCCAAUGGCAAAAACCUAUAUACAGGUGGAGAGGUGGCCCAGAAGUUUCUUCCCUCUAUCCAGGCACUCUUUGAGCAAAAGCCCGUUCCACAGCGCAUCAUCUUUGAGCUAUUAAUGGAACUAAAAGACCUAGUCUACAUGGCUAUGGCAGGUUGCUCAAAAGAAGUGCUAGAGCAUGAAGUAGACAGCACAGGAACCAGCUCCCUAGAAGAACUCGAUGACGCAAUCGUACGAGCCAUCACACCUCUAUCACCCCUCCUCGAAUCCCACCAGCCAAAAGAAUUAGAACAAAGCCACAAACGCUCACUCCACCAUCAGCAAUCAGCAUCUUUUCUCCAAUCUGCCCCUGAAGAACUCCUUUACAAUCUCGAAUCCCUCGAGACCACCGCUAUGGCUUUGACAAAACUUCCCCUCUCCCUCCCCGACUUCUGCGCACACGCCAUUAUCACUCUGCGACGUCUGACGCCCCGCCCGCUUCUCUUGGAUUUCUCGCAGCAAAAGAAGGAGAAGAGGGUGCAGAAAUGCGCCGAGUAUGCGCGGUGCAACAAGUGGGCUGGGGCGCAAUGGCGGCAAAAUGGGGGAUGUGGACGGGGAUGUAAGAAUGAAGAUGAGGAUCCCGAGGGUUUGCCUAGUUGGCAUCGGUGUAGUAGGUGGUUUGAUGAGAGGGGGGGUGGGACGUGUAUGGUUGGUGGGGGGAGGGCGGUGUUGAGGGAGGAUGGGUUUGGGGUUGUGAGGAUGACGGCGGUGUGA
Messenger RNA from Bipolaris maydis ATCC 48331, 1187 nucleotides. NCBI's taxonomy places the organism in Eukaryota, Fungi, Ascomycota, Dothideomycetes, Pleosporales, Pleosporaceae. The record is from RefSeq and is a predicted model, not a curated record.